Molecule: messenger RNA, 591 nt
Organism: Mucor velutinosus
Lineage: Eukaryota; Fungi; Mucoromycota; Mucoromycetes; Mucorales; Mucoraceae
Product: PAB-dependent poly(A)-specific ribonuclease subunit 3
Exons: 1
Coding region: 1-591 (196 amino acids)
Source: RefSeq, a predicted model, not a curated record
AUGGUGAAAGAUAGGCCAAACAUCACUGCUGCUGCUGCCAUUGCUGGCAUCGAUCCAUCUACUGGCGCCAUCACGAAAAGCGUCAGAGAAAUCAACAGUGUAAUGGCAAAUCAUGGACGCACCAAGUAUGAGAUCCGCAAGUCGAAUUUCCAACAAGAUCUUUACUCUACCAAGGAAGAUGUGGUAGCUGCCUUUGAAGAUCUUGAUGAUAAGAAGUAUCCAGGCUUCAUGAAUUCAGCACAGAUUGUCCCUAGCAAGUUUUUUGUGAGCUUCUGUUCACCUGAAAUGCUUCAGCGUAAUCUCCCUUUCGCAGAUCAACCGAUCAUAACAGAUGUCACUUUCAAGGCUGUCCCAAAGGGCUAUUAUCUAUGCUCAAGUGUCAUCUGUAUCGAGCAACUCCGGAAGCAUGUCGUCUUUUAUCAAGCGAUAAUCAAAAGCAACACUACACAUGUUUUCAAAGAAUACUGUGUUGCUUUGUUUAGAAAAUUUGUUGUCAAAUUGGAGAAGUUUUUGGGAGUCAUUAUGGACUUUUCAGCUGCCCAACGCGAAGGUUUCAUACUAGCCCUCAGGGAUAACUUUGGUGUCAAGUAG